GCACGGUUAUUGCAAUCACGUUGAGCGCGCCGCUGUCUGUGACAGUGGCAUCAUCCCGACUGUGUGAGAGAGAGAGAGAGAGAGGAAGACAUCAAACGACAGUAGUGGUAAGCGGAGGUUUAUAAGAUGUUACAGCGCGGCUUUCUCAACACUUCAGCUGUGGCAGUGCCUUUACAAUGUGUUGGAUUCUUUUGUGGAGCGUUGGCUAUGUGAUUGCGAGUUCCUUUUGAGUGCGUUCCAGAGAGGAAAAGGCUCCAAUUAUCAACCGCAGGUGUGAAGUACACGUGUUCUGACACCUUGGCAACCAACAAUCACAAUCAAUCCGUCUGUCUGCUGAAGGAUACACUUGCUCGUUAAAAACCACCUGGAGUGUCUCUUCUGUUGAACCCCCCCAGUUUUCUCAGUGGACGGUAGACAACACUUCUUAUUGAGUCUUUCCCAGUUCAAUUUCACAAAAACAAAUUGUAUCACAAAGAUGCGACUGAACUGUCCCCCCAUGUGGAGUGUGGUUAGCGUGUUGACUGUGGUCGUACCCCUUUGGGAGAUGGGCUGCUCUGGCCUGACCUUGAACUCAGUGCCCCUGCAUCGGAUCGGGACGUACCAAAGGUGCGGCGAAGGGGGGACACACCACAGGCAGAGGCGCAGCUGGGUGUGGAACCAGUUCUUUGUGCUGGAGGAGUACAUGGGGGACGAGCCACUCUACGUGGGCAAGCUGCACUCGGAUGUGGACAAGGGUGAAGGGCGGGUGAAGUAUGUGCUCAAUGGCGAGGGAGCUACCUCCAUCUUCACCAUCGACGAGAACACGGGUGACAUACAUGCCACCAAGCGUCUGGACCGCGAGGAGCAGGCUUACUACACACUCCGGGCUCAGGCCAGGCACCGCGACACCAACCUGCCCGUGGAACCAGAGUCUGAGUUUGUCAUCAAGGUCCAGGAUAUUAACGACAAUGAGCCCAAGUUCCUGGACGGGCCCUACUCAGCCAGAGUCCCCGAGAUGUCCCCGGUGGGCACGUCUGUGGUGACGGUGGUGGCGACAGAUGCGGAUGACCCCACGUAUGGAAACAGUGCCAGGGUGGUCUACAGUAUCCUCGAGGGCCAGCCCUACUUCUCUGUGGAACCAAGAACAGGCGUGGUCAGGACGGCUCUGCCCAACAUGGACCGCGAGGCGCGGGAACAGUAUCUGCUCGUCAUCCAGGCCAAGGACAUGGUGGGCCAGAUGGGAGGACUCUCCGGGACCACCUCCGUCACGGUGACGCUCACUGACGUCAACGACAACCCACCACACUUCUCUCGCAAAAGUUAUCAGUUCAGCGUGCCCGAGUCCCUGCCGGUGGCCACUAUGGUAGCCAAGAUAAAGGCGCUAGACUCAGAUGUGGGACCCAAUGCUGAGAUGGAGUACAGGAUCGUGGAUGGGGACGGGCUAGGGUUGUUCCGAAUCACCCCCGACCCAGACACACAGGAGGGCCUCAUCACUCUGCAAAAGGGCCUGGACUUUGAGACCCAAUCGAGCUACACCCUGCGUGUCCAGGCGUCCAAUAGAAACGUCGACCUGCGAUUCCUCUCCCUGGGGCCGUUUAGCGACACAGCGACCGUGCGCCUCAACGUGCAGAACGUGGACGAGCCGCCCGUCUUCUCCUCGCCAUUCAGCAAGAUGGUAAUCUCGGAGGCGGCAAAGGUGGGCACCACCAUUGGAACCAUCUCCGCACGCGACCCAGACUCCACCAACAGUCCCAUCAGGUACUCUAUAGACCGUAACACCGACUUGGAGCGCUUCUUCAACAUAGACGCCGCCACCGGUGUCAUCAGCACCGCCAAGCCGCUGGACAGAGAAGUCAACGCCGUACACAACAUCACCAUCUUCGCCACGGAGAGCUUUGACCCACUACAAGUGGGAAAGGGCAUAGUUCUGAUCACAGUGACGGACAUCAAUGACAACGCGCCUGCCUUCGCCAUCGAGUAUGAGACCUACCUUUGUGAGAGUGCCAGAGCUGGACAGGUCAUUGAGACCAUCAGUGCUGUGGACCGAGACGAGCCUCAGAGUGGACACCGCUUCUUCUUCUCCCUGACCGCCGAGGCUGCUGGGAAUCUCAACUUCACCCUGAGAGACAACAAAGACAACACCGCUUCUGUGCUGACCAAGCGAGGGAGCUUCCAGCGCCGUCACCAGACCGUGUACCACCUCCCCGUCCUCAUCAUGGACAGCGGGAGCCCCGCCCUCAGCAGCACCAACACCCUGUCCAUCCGGGUGUGCAACUGCGACCCUGAUGGGGCCCCCCAGUCAUGUGGGAGUGAGAAGUCCAUGCUCUCAGCGGGCCUCAGCACCGGAGCCCUCGUCGCCAUCCUGGCCUGCAUCCUCACACUACUGGUGCUGGUCCUGUUGAUCAUCACCAUGCAGCGACGGAGGAAGAAGGAGCCCUUGAUCCUGGACGAGGAGCGUGACGUGCGCGAGAACAUUGUGCGCUACGACGACGAGGGCGGCGGCGAGGAGGACACUGAGGCCUUCGACAUGGUCGCUCUGCGCAACCUCAACGUGGUCCAUGAGAGCAGCUGCAAGACCCGCCGUGACGUCACCCCGGAAUUCCCCACCCUCUUCUCGUCUUCCCGGCCGCCGCCGGACAACGGCGUCUUCCGUGAGUUCAUCUGGGACCGGCUGAAGGAGGCCGACGUGGACCCGUCGGCGCCGCCCUACGACUCGCUGCAGACGUACGCCUUCGAGGGCAGUGGCUCGGCCGCAGAGUCCCUCAGCUCGCUGGAUUCGCUGAGCAUGGACUCUGAGCAGAACUACGAAUACCUUAGCGACUGGGGGCCACGCUUCAAGAAGCUGGCAGACCUCUACGGCCACAGCGACGGCGGCAACCUCUUCGCCUCCUAGCCCUCGGUCGAGCCCGCCGAACCAUCACCGCGGACAACAGAAUACACAAGUGAAGGAAACCGAAGGAUAUGACUACGGAAUACAAGAAAGGACAUUUUAGACGACGAAAGGAUGAUGCUGUACUCUUGAGAGGACAUUGGAUUGGUGUGUAUAUAAACGCAUCAAUGUGGGCGAGAAUAAACCGUAGGAUGGUGGUUUUCCAUUCAAAAUGUUUUUUUAUGGCACUCUGCACACUGGCUGGAUUUUUUGAAAGAAAGACAUUUUGGGAGAUUUUGUUAGUAAUAUUUAACAUGAUGGAAAUGAUGCAAAUCUUUAAAACGUUCGGACGGGCUCCAGACCCUUUGAAAGGACCUCAACGAACAAAUGUCCAGAAAUGUCUCAUGUCACAGUGAUGUUCAAAACGGGACGAGGAGGGAACCGAUAUCUAUGCUUCAGUGGUAUUACAUCAGUAACAUGUUCAAGUACAACAUCUUGUCGCGGUCAAACGAACAGUGUGACCUCUUGAAUUGGCCCUGCAGUCUGUCACAGGGUUCACUAUGAUCUGUAACAUUUUUUUUUUUAAAUUGAUAUUUAGGGGUUCACAUCUUUGCUGUGAAACCUAUUGUUAUUAGAUUUAAAAAUGUUCCUUGACAUGGUCAAAUAACUCAAGCAUAGAUUGGUAACUUAUUUUCUAAUUUGACACACAGAAACUAGACAUGAGUAACUUGGUCAAAAAUAAUGCCGCCGAUUGGCCUAUAGGUGGCGCUGUUAUAAGCAGUCUCACUUCAACCCUCAUAUCCACCGCCCUGUUUGACCUAGAGACUUGAAACGUUGUAUGUAGGUGUCUUUCCUCAUGCUGAACAAAUUUACCUCAAGGACCCAUAAGGCCCGUCAGGAUAGGUUUUCCUUCAUCUUGGACAUUUUGGAAAACCUUUUGAAAAACGUAUUCUCGUGAUCCAAAUAACACACAAAAAAAAUAAAGCGAAGGGAUUGGUUAACAGAUGGCAGAGUAAUUAAUGAAUCAGGAAAUCUGAUUUACGUGUCCAUCUAAAUCCUUCGUAAAUCCACUUCACAAUGGCCUAUCAAUUUGUAACUUCUUAGGGUCACCAAAUACAUUACCAUGAUUAACCAUGUUAAGUUUGGCAUUGAUAUCUUAAAGGCAGAAUGUAGCCGUUUUUAUAUCGAUAUCAAAUCAUUUCUUGGUAACAAUUAAGUACUUUACUGUAGUAGUUUUCCAUUGAAAUUGACAAAAAUAGCUUUUUAGCAAAUAACUAUUUCUCAAGCAAGAAGGAUUGUCUGGGAGUGGUCUA
Molecule: messenger RNA, 4161 nt
Organism: Coregonus clupeaformis (lake whitefish)
Lineage: Eukaryota; Metazoa; Chordata; Actinopteri; Salmoniformes; Salmonidae
Product: cadherin-7-like
Exons: 12
Coding region: 476-2872 (798 amino acids)
Biological process (GO): cell morphogenesis; adherens junction organization; cell-cell junction assembly
Cellular component (GO): plasma membrane; catenin complex; adherens junction
Molecular function (GO): cadherin binding; calcium ion binding
Source: RefSeq, a predicted model, not a curated record